Molecule: messenger RNA, 2729 nt
Organism: Schistosoma margrebowiei
Lineage: Eukaryota; Metazoa; Platyhelminthes; Trematoda; Strigeidida; Schistosomatidae
Source: the annotation of a GenBank genome assembly
UUGACCUUCAAGUGCUCGCAACCCCUUAUCAGUUUGCGAUACCCUAGGAUCGUUGCUUUUUUACCUUGCCUUUACUGGCACUAUAGACAAGUAAUUCCUCAGAAAUCGUAAGAUGUAUUCAGUAAACAUUUGGAUUGUUUUAAUAUAUUCUUGUACUUUGAUUAUUCAAAAUAUUACUAUGUCUUCAUUUAAUAUAACUUCAAAUGUAAAAUAUUGCAAUAAUACAAGUUUAUAUCAAAUAUCAGUUAAGAAUCAAACAAAUACAUUAUGGUAUUUAAUAUCUGCUAGUCAACAUCACCCGCCUUCUCUAAUAUUAAUAUACACUGAUGAAAAAUCUGAAGUCAAUGUGAAUUGUUCCAAAUUUGAUGAUAAUGAUGCGUUAAACUAUAGGCAUUCAGUUUCAGUUAAUUAUUCUAUCCAAUCUUAUGGAUUAAUAUUACAUAGGAUAAUUCGUUAUAGUGAUAUAAAUGAUGAAACAAUUGCUCCUGACACAGGACGUCAAACAGAAACAUUUUUAGGAAGUAAUUUAAACUGGAAAAACACAUUAUUUGGGAAUGAUUCAAAAGAUGAUCAAAUCAGUAUUGAAUUUGAAGCUAGACAAUCAUUAGAUUCUCAUGAGAAAAUAGACGGUGUUAUUAAAUUUAAUUUUAAAUUGUAUAAAAUAAUGGAACCACAACAUAAAGAUAUGUAUUAUAGAAUUGAGAAUGCUUUAAGUAUUUCUAUUGAAUUAAUAUUAGACAAAGUGGAAAUAAUCAAUUCAAAUGAUAAAUUUUCACCGGUUCUAUUAAUUUUUUCUAAUCAUUCACUUAUGGACAAUUCAUAUUAUUGGAAUAAAACAACUAUUCAAAAACAUUGUGAAGAUGGUCCAUUGGGUAAAAUAAAAUCACCAUUUAUCCAAUUGGGAUUGGAAGUAUCAAAAGAUAAUAAAUUAAUUCAAUCUACAUGGCCUAAUGCAUACUUACAAUUUCCUGCAGCUUAUUGGAUUGAUCGUGAAAAUACUCAAGCUCAAUUAGUACGACUUGGUCUUGCACGCCCAAUUGAUCAUCGUUAUGUUAAACCAAAGUCAUAUCAUUUAAGUUUACCAUUCGCUUUGUACGGUGAUAGAUUUAAUCAAAUUCAUAGUCAGUCAACUGAAAAUCAAGUUGCUGUACGUGAAUUAAUUAUCAAUUUAGGCACUCCUUAUUCGAAACAUUACUAUGCUGACACAAAUUAUUCAUCAUGGAUUAUCAUUGCCGGCCUAGGUGAUCCUGAUAUUAUACCACCAAAUGAUGAUGAUGAUGACAAAAGUAAUAGCAACAAAAAUUCAAUUAUUUUAGCGUUUAUUUGUGGAUUAUUGAUUAUUAUUGGCGCAAUCAGUAGUGUUUCUAUAAUACGUCGAAUACAACGUAGACAUUAUCAAAGAAUAUCUGGAUUAAAUAGUAGUGGUAAUAAUAAUAAUAAUAAUAAUGAAGCUAUUAAUGAUCAUUCACCAAUAAUAGUACAAGAACGAUCAUCAAUAAAUGAUAAUCGUAUAGUUGAACCAUAUCAAUAUGAAAAAUUAAUUAGUCAACCAAAUCAUGAACUAAACAGAAAUAAUUAUCAUACUAUAAUUAAUGAAAAUAAUUAUUUAUCAAAUAAUAAUAUAUCUAAUAUUAAUUGGAUUAAUUCUCCACCUCCAUAUAGAUCUGUUACAAAAGAUUAUUAAAAAAUUCAAUGAUUAAAUUGUAUACUACUAUUAUUAAUACUAUUAGUAGUAAUAGUAGUAGUAGUACUACUACUACUACUGAAAACUGUUCAUCGAUUAGAUAUUAUUGUACUUUAACAUGAUUAUUUUUUUGGUUGUUGAAUAAAACAAAUUUUUUUUUAUUUAUUUACUAUUUUUUAACAAAACAAGCAUCAUCAUCAUCUCCAUCUUGUUGGUAUUUUGUUGUUGUUGCUGGGUAUCAUAUUUAUCCCCGGUAUCUUCUAGUUAUUAUCAUCAAUAUUAUUAUUAUUAUUAUCAUUAUUAUUAUUAUUAUUAUUAUUAUUAUUAUUAUUAUUAUUAUUUUCAUUACGAACACAUAUAUUGCCCGGUUUAAUUAAACUUUUUUAAAUAAUUUAAUUCUUCAAUUAUAUAAUUAUUACAAUAGAUUUUUCUUUUUUAAAUUUAUAUUUAUUCACUAAUUUAUUAAAAUGUUCAAAUAAUUAUUUUAUUGUAGUUUUCAAGAGUCAGUGAAAUAGCUAAAAAAAAAUGGAAACACUUUCAUCAUUCACUAUGCAAUAGAAGUUAUUACAAAACUCUAAAAAUAAAAUAAUCGAUAGUGUACAUAUCAGGUUGAUUUGAAUGGUUAUCUACUCUGCUGAUUGGGUUGCCUUUUCCAGCUAAACAAGUUGCUGAAGCCUAGUAGGCUAUUCUAAAGAGAAAUAGGUCAUGUUGAAGCAUGGCACAACUACUGGGGCUAGAAUAGUUGUUUUUGCGACCAGUUGAAGUUUGCGUCAUGAAGAGCAACCCCAUACAUUACAUGCAUCACUUUUGUCAAUUUUUUGUCGUUUUUCCAUCCAAGAGUAAUUGUGCUGCGUUUCUUUAUGGAGUUCGUAAUCGAUUUGAGGGUGUCGGUGGAGUGGGUGAUUAGCCUGAUCUCUACCGCCCGGGUUACCGCACACGUUAGUUCAUGGAUCAUCCAUCUCACUAUCCGGGUGGCAUGACGCGGACGUAUGAGUCGGAUUUUGCCUCCCAUCUACUCUGGUACUAAAUUUGAUACUAUCCCAUA